Messenger RNA from Globicephala melas (long-finned pilot whale), 895 nucleotides. It is a transcript of the gene TNFRSF17, whose product is annotated as TNF receptor superfamily member 17. Gene Ontology annotation, molecular function: signaling receptor activity. Lineage: Eukaryota; Metazoa; Chordata; Mammalia; Artiodactyla; Delphinidae. The record is from RefSeq and is a predicted model, not a curated record. Gene Ontology annotation, biological process: tumor necrosis factor-mediated signaling pathway.
AUGGUACCAAGAGUCAGCCCCCAUAAGAACCAAGUCAUUGAUGUGAAGUUCUUUUUUUCCCUCGACAUUCUAGCAGCUGUCAUUACAUUUGCUGGGGAAUUCUCGACGAGAUUUUACUUGUCCUCCCAUGCUGUUCUUUCUGUGGUUUCCUUGUUUCUUUUUGCGAUCCGGUUCCAGAUGGCUCAACAGUGCUUCCAAAAUGAAUAUUUUGACAGAUUGCUGAAUGCUUGCAAACCGUGUCACCUUCGAUGCCCUAAUACCCCUCCUCUAAUAUGUCAGCGUUAUUGUAAUACAAUGAAAGGAACAAAUGCAAUUCUCUGGACCUGUUUGGGCCUCAGCUUGAUCGUUUCUUUGACAGUUUUCGUGUUGAUGUUCUUGCUCAGGAAGAUGAGCUCCGAGCCAUUAAAGGACGAAUUUAAAAACACAGGACCGGCUCUCCAGAAGGAUGCGAACGCAGACCUGUACGAGAGCGACGAUGGCGGGACUGGUGCGGAAACUCUUCUUUCGAGAGGCCUCGGGUACACAGUGGAAGAAUGUACGUGUGAAGACUGUGUCAGGAGCAAACCAAAGGUCGACUCUGACCAUUUCUUUCCACUCCCAGCCAUGGAGGAAGGUGCAACCAUUCUUGUCACCACAAAAACAAACGACUACUGCAACAGCCUGCUAGCUGCCUCGAGUGUCACGGGGAUGGAGAAAUCAGUUUUCCCAGCUAAUUAACCAUUUCAAUGGUAUAGAGCUACUUGGAAAACCUUUUGUCAGAAGAAAAGGAUGAUGUGUCGGAUCUGUUUAGGAUGAUUGUACUUAUCAGUGGAUGAUAUGGCUUUUUGUUCUCUAAUUCUGGAAAAUCUUUGUUAGAUAUAUUUUUCUACCUUACUGUUGGGAGCUUAGCUGUGGA